AAUCUAACCCGAAGUCGAAUCCCACGCAAUUCAACCGAACCCGAGUGCGUAUUUUUCCUCUAUGGUUCGUCACUCUCUUACAUUAUCACCGGCACCGCACUGUGUAGUUUCUACUCCGUACUUGCUGGUAGUCUCUAAGCCCAACCCAGUCAGCUCAAAUGGCCACGCGUCACCUGACUACUCUCCCCUCAUUCACGACUCUCUCGAAACAACCCACUUUUCCAUUUCCAACUUCACUCAAAUUAUUCCCCAGAUUUUCUCUCUCUUCUCUCAAAUUCUCCACUAUCUGUGCUUCUUCUUCUGCGUCAUCCAUGGCUUCCGAUGCUAAAAGGGUCUUAGUUCCAAUAGCAAAUGGAACAGAGCCUAUGGAGGCAGUGAUCACCGUUGAUGUAUUGAGGAGAGCUGGUGCUGAAGUGACUGUAGCUUCUGUUGAGAAGGAGCUUCAGGUUGAUGCUUGUCAUGAUGUCAAGAUUGUCGCUGAUGCGCUGAUAAAUGACUGUAAUCAGACGGUUUUCGAUCUCAUUUCUCUUCCUGGGGGGAUGCCAGGUGCUACUUCUCUGAAAGACUCAGCAACUUUAAGAAGCAUGGUGGAGAAGCAGGCUGCAGAUGGUCGUCUUCAUGCUGCAAUCUGUGCAGCACCAGCAGUUGCCUUGGGUUCAUGGGGCUUGCUUGAAGGUUUGAAGGCAACUUCUUACCCUUCCUUUAUGGAGCAAUUGUCAUCUUCAGCAAUUGCAGUUGAAUCAAGGGUUCAGAAGGAUGGUAAAGUGGUGACAAGUCGAGGGCCAGGUACUACCCUGGAAUACUCCGUGACACUUGUUGAACAAUUAUAUGGGAAGCAAAAGGCUGAUGAAGUUGCUGGGCCACUGAUCAUGCGGCCCAAUCAUGGCGAAGAAUAUUUAAUCCGGGAGCUGAAUCCGGUGGAGUGGACAUUUAGUGAUUGUCCACAGAUUCUUGUGCCAAUAGCGGAUGGUUCAGAGGAAAUGGAGGCUGUUAUUAUAAUUGAUGUCCUGCGACGAGCUAAAGCAAAAGUUGUUGUGGCCUCUAUUGGAGGAAAACAGGAGAUAUUGGCUUCUCGGAAAGUGAAACUAGUGGCGGAUACACAUCUUGAUGAGGCUGCAAAGUCCUCAUAUGAUCUUAUUGUCUUGCCUGGUGGACUUGGUGGCGCCCAGGAGUUUGCGGCCUCGGAGAAGUUGAUUGAGAUGCUGAAGAAGCAAAGGGAAUCGAACAAACCUUAUGGAGCAAUAUGUGCAUCUCCAGCUCUAGUCUUUGAACCUCAUGGCUUGCUUAAGGGGAAGAAGGCAACAGCAUUCCCUGCUCUGUGCAAUAAGCUAUCAGACGAAAGUGAAGUUGAGAACAGGGUUGUGGUUGAUGGCAACCUUAUAACUAGUAGAGGGCCAGGCACCACCAUGGAAUUCGCACUGGCCAUAGUGGAGAAAUUUUUCGGUCGCCAACAAGCAAUUGAACUUGCAAAGGUGAUGGUGUUUGUUCAUCCAUAGACUUGACUAAAUUACUGAGAGACGACGAGCUUUGUAGUUGAGCAAGCACUAAACUUGUAAGGUUUCUGUCUGUUGUUACACAAAGAAGCUUUUCUGAAAUAACAAAUAAUGUCUAAAUCUAAUGCAAAAUUAACUUAUGUA
Molecule: messenger RNA, 1637 nt
Organism: Spinacia oleracea (spinach)
Lineage: Eukaryota; Viridiplantae; Streptophyta; Magnoliopsida; Caryophyllales; Amaranthaceae
Product: protein DJ-1 homolog A
Exons: 8
Coding region: 159-1496 (445 amino acids)
Biological process (GO): glyoxal metabolic process
Cellular component (GO): cytoplasm
Source: RefSeq, a predicted model, not a curated record